AUGGGCUAUGACAUCAUCAUAAAAGGCCUGAUCGUCUGCGGCUACUGCAUGAACAAACCUGAGUUGACAUUCAAGUUGGAACAUGAAUUUGGCCCUUGGACUGUGGCAGAAGUCUCCAAGCAGAGUCUCCCAGGUGUUCACAAAUUUACCACCAAAAUGCAAGCUACCUUGAAAAAUGACAGGAGACAUUUGUGGCAAGUUGGAAUGACCAAGGGCAAAAUAUCAAGUAAAGAGAUUGUUGAUGUUACAUCAAGAAGUCAUCUCAUUGUACAUCGAAGAACUCUUACAGGAGAGAAGCCCUAUGAAUGUAAACAGGGUGGAAAAGCAUACAAGUCUCACCUCAUCAUGUAUCAAGGAAUUUCUAUAGGUAAUAAGCUCUUUGAAUGUGAUCAGUGUGGAAGAAUCUUCACCAUGAAGUCUUACCUCAGCAUGCAUCAAAGAACACAUAAACGUGAGAAGCCCUAUGAAUGUAAACAGUGUGGAAAAGCCUUCUGCCACAAGUCUUCUCUCUGGAAGCAUCAAAGAACUCAUACAGGUGUGAAGCCCUAUGAAUGUGAGCUGUGUGGAAAAACUUUCUCCUGCAAAGCUAACCUCACUGUCCAUGAAAGAACUCAUACAGGUGAGAAGCCCUAUGAAUGUGAGCAGUGUGGAAAGGCUUUUUCCUACAAGUCUUACCUUGGUAGGCAUCAAAGAACUCAUACAGGUGAGAAGCCCUAUGCAUGUAAACAGUGUGGAAGAACGUUCUGCAAAAAGUCUUCUCUCUGGAAGCAUCAAAAAACUCAUACAGGUAUGAAGCUGUUUGAAUGUGAACUGUGUGGAAAAGCUUUCUCCAGGAAGUCUAAUCUCACCCUGCAUCAAAGAAUUCAUACAGAUGAGAAGCCAUGUGAAUGUAAACAGUGUGGAAAAGCCUUCUGCAAAAAGUCUUAUCUCAGGAAGCAUCAAAGAAUUCAUACAGGUGUGAAAUCCUAUGAAUGUGAGCUGUGUGGAAAAACUUUCUCUUGGAAGUUAAGCCUCACUGUUCAUCAAAGAACUCAUACAGGGGAGAAGCCCUAUGAAUGUCAACAGUGUGGAAAGGCUUUUUCCUGCAAGUCUCACUUCACUGUGCAUCAACGAACUCAUACAGGUGAGAAGCCAUAUGAAUGUCAAAAGUGUGGAAAAGCCUUCUCCACAAAGUUUUGCCUCACUGAGCAUCAAAGAACUCAUACAGGGGAGAAGCCCUAUGAAUGUAUACACUGUGGAAAAGCCUUCUCCAGGAAGAAUAAACUCACUGUCCAUCAACAAAAUCAUACAGGAGAGAAGCCCUAUCAAUGCGCACAGUGUGGAAAAGCCUUCUCCAGGAAGGAUUAUCUCACUACUCAUCAAAGAAUUCAUAUAGGAGAAAAGCCCUAUGAAUGUAAACAGUGUGGAAAACUCUUCUCCAUGAAGUCUUACCUCACUGUGCAUCAAAGAACUCAUACAGUGGAGAAGCCAUAUGAAUGUACACAGUGUGGAAAAUUCUUCUGCCAAAUAUCUACUCUGAGGGUGCAUCAAAGAAUUCAUAUAGAUGCAAGCCCUAUAAAGAAUAACUGA
This is a messenger RNA of Nannospalax galili (Upper Galilee mountains blind mole rat), 1569 nucleotides long. RefSeq names its product zinc finger protein OZF-like. Bases 1 to 1569 code for a protein of 522 amino acids. Gene Ontology annotation, biological process: regulation of transcription by RNA polymerase II. Lineage: Eukaryota; Metazoa; Chordata; Mammalia; Rodentia; Spalacidae. The transcript is spliced from 6 exons. The record is from RefSeq and is a predicted model, not a curated record. Gene Ontology annotation, molecular function: RNA polymerase II cis-regulatory region sequence-specific DNA binding; DNA-binding transcription factor activity, RNA polymerase II-specific.